AUGGCGGGGCUGCGGCUUCUUGUUGGGGCGCUUUGGCUGCUGGCGGUGCUGCGGCAGGGCGCGGCGGCGGAGGCGGGGGCCGUCUCCGUGGACGGGCGGCGCACCAUUGCGUCCACGGGCGAGGACUUCGUGUGCGCCACCCUCGACUGGUGGCCGCCCGACAAGUGCGACUACGGCACCUGCAGCUGGGGCCGCGCCUCGCUCCUCAACCUGGAUCUCUCCAACAAAAUCCUUCUCAAUGCCGUCAAAGCCUUCUCGCCGCUGGUGCUCCGGCUGGGCGGCUCGCUGCAGGACAAGGUGGUGUACGGCACGGCAGACCGGCGGGGGCCAUGCGCGCCGUUCACCAAGAGCGAGUCGGAGAUGUUCGGCUUCACGGAGGGCUGCCUGCCCAUGCGCCGCUGGGACGAGCUCAACGCCUUCUUCCAGAAAUCCGGGGCCAAGAUCGUGUUCGGGCUCAACGCCCUCAACGGCCGGGUGCCACUGCAGGGCGGGGCCAUGGGAGGCAACUGGGACACCACGAACGCGGCGUCCUUCAUCCGGUACACCGCCGGCAAGGGGUACAAAAUCCAUGGAUGGGAGCUCGGGAAUGAGCUCAGCGGCUCCGGCAUCGGGACGAAGAUCGGGGCGGCCCAGUACGUCAAGGACGCGAUCGCCCUCAAGACGACGGUGGACAGCGUGUACCGGGGCAGCCCGGCGAAGCCGCUGGUGCUCGCGCCCGGCGGCUUCUUCGACCCGGCCUGGUACGGCGAGCUCAUCGCCAAGACCAAGCCAGACAUGCUCGACGUGGUGACCCACCACAUCUACAACCUAGGGGCAGGGGUGGACACACAUCUGAUUGACAGGAUCCUCGACCCGAAGGCGCUCGACGGCAUGGCGAGCCCGUUCAGGGAUCUUCAGGGGCUGCUGAAAGCCGCCGGGACGUCGGCCGUCGCCUGGGUUGGGGAGUCUGGAGGGGCUUACAACAGUGGGCAUCACCUUGUCACUGAUGCAUUUGUGUUCAGCUUCUGGUUCCUGGAUCAGCUCGGCAUGUCGGCGAAAUUCGACACCAAGAGCUACUGUAGGCAGAGCUUCAUCGGUGGGAACUACGGCCUGCUGAACACGACCACAUUCCAGCCAAAUCCUGACUACUACAGUGCUCUGCUGUGGCAUCGCCUGAUGGGAACCAAGGUUCUAGAAGCCAAGUUCACCGGGACCAACAUGAUCCGCGCCUACGCGCAUUGCGCAAAACAUGCUCCGGGGAUAACCCUGCUGCUCAUCAACCUGCACGGCAACGCGACGAACCACGUCAAGGUGGCAGGUUCAGGCGGCCGCGGCGCACACGCCGGAAGGAAGCACGGGGGGAGGUUUGCUCAGGCGACCGGAGCGGCGAGGGAGGAGUACCACCUCACGCCUGAGGGCGGCAACAUCCAGAGCCAGGUGAUGCUGCUGAACGGCAGGGCGCUGGUGACCGGCGCCGAAGGGAGCAUCCCCAGGAUGGAGCCUGUGAAGGUGGACGCGGCGCGGCCCAUCGCCAUGGCGCCUCGGUCCAUCGUGUUCGUCCACAUGCCGCAUUACCAUGCCCCUGCGUGUAGCUAG
Molecule: messenger RNA, 1575 nt
Organism: Triticum turgidum subsp. durum (durum wheat)
Lineage: Eukaryota; Viridiplantae; Streptophyta; Magnoliopsida; Poales; Poaceae
Source: the annotation of a GenBank genome assembly